ACAUGCCUGGUGGGCCCUCUUUCAGUGGGUGCAGCUGCAGCUCACGAGCAGCAGAGGUUUCCUCCUCGAGCGAUGGCGUCAACUGAGAUAGCACGGCAAGCGGGAGAAGGCGCUCGCGCUGUCCCCCUGUCUGGCCAUGUUGGCUUUGACAGUAUGCCUGACCAGCUGGUCAAUAAGUCUGUCAAUCACGGAUUUCUGCUCAACAUCCUCUGUGUCGGUGAGACGGGGCUGGGAAAAUCCACCUUGAUGGAUACCUUGUUCAAUACUAAGUUUGAGGGUGAGCCGACGCAGCACAACCAGCCAGGAGUAACGCUGAAGUCCAACACCUAUGAACUCCAAGAGAGUAAUGUGCGCCAACUCACUGUUGUCAACACUGUAGGGUUUGGAGAUCAGAUCAAUAAAGAAGACAGCUACAAGUCCCUUGUGGAAUUUAUUGAUGCCCAGUUUGAAGCGUAUCUGCAGGAGGAACUGAAAAUCAAGCGCACGCUGCACAGCUACCAUGAUACCCGAACAGCGUGUCUAUACUUCAUUGCUCCCACUGGUCACUCACUCAAGUCCCUGGACUUGUAACCAUGAAGAAACUUGAUAGCCAAAGUCAACAUCAUUCCAAUCAUUGCCAAGUCUGAUGCCAUCUCCAAAAGUGAGUUGACCAAGUUCAAAAUCAAGAUUACCAGUGAGCUGGUGAGCAACGGAGUGCAGAUCUACCAGUUCCCCACUGAUGACGAGUCUGUGGCAGAGAUCAACUCCACAAUGAAUAGCCAUUUACCAUUUGCAGUGGUGGGUAGCACGGAAGAGGUGAAGAUUGGGAACAAAAUGGUGAAGGCCCGGCAGUACCCCUGGGGGACAGUGCAGGUGGAAAAUGAGAAUCACUGUGACUUUGUCAAACUGCGAGAAAUGCUGAUCAGAGUGAACAUGGAAGAUCUGCGAGAGCAAACCCACACACGCCAUUAUGAGCUGUACCGCCGCUGCAAACUGGAGGAGAUGGGCUUUAAGGACACAGACCCUGACAGCAAACCCUUCAGUCUGCAGGAGACAUAUGAAGCUAAGAGGAAUGAGUUCAUGGGUGAGUUGCAGAAGAAGGAAGAGGAAAUGAGGCAAAUGUUUGUCCAGAGAGUAAAAGAGAAAGAAGCUGAGCUCAAAGAAGCAGAAAAAGAGCUGCAUGAGAAAUUUGACCGUUUGAAGAAGCUUCACCAGGAUGAGAAAAAGAAACUGGAAGAAAAGAAGAAGACCCUGGAUGACGAGCUCAACAUGUUCAAGCAGAAGAAGACUGCUGCAGAGCUCUUGCAGAACCAAGCUCAACAAGCAGGGGGCUCCACCACACUGAAGAGGGACAAAGAGAGGAAAAACUUCUUUUAAUCUGUCUUGACAACCUGAAGAGGGGAUUGCAGCUUCCACAAGAACUAAGCAACCAAUACCUCUUCCUUUCUUGCUGUAUCAACCCCUUUUUUAUUAUUUCAUUGCUUCGCUCUUUUUUUUAAUGGCCUUAUAUGUGGACUCACAUGGUAUUUUUUGACCACCUGUUAUAGCCAGACAGGUUCAGAAAUGGGCACAUGUAAAUCUAUGUCUUAAUGUAUAUAAUCUCCCAUAGAUAAAAGAUUAAAAGUUAAUGUCAAUCAGUAGAU
This is a messenger RNA of Thalassophryne amazonica, 1622 nucleotides long. It is a transcript of the gene septin6, whose product is annotated as septin 6. Gene Ontology annotation, molecular function: molecular adaptor activity; GTP binding; GTPase activity. The record is from RefSeq and is a predicted model, not a curated record. Gene Ontology annotation, cellular component: septin complex; cell division site; septin ring. NCBI's taxonomy places the organism in Eukaryota, Metazoa, Chordata, Actinopteri, Batrachoidiformes, Batrachoididae. Gene Ontology annotation, biological process: cytoskeleton-dependent cytokinesis; cilium assembly.